Messenger RNA from Strigops habroptila (Kakapo), 4991 nucleotides. It is a transcript of the gene S1PR1, whose product is annotated as sphingosine-1-phosphate receptor 1. Gene Ontology annotation, biological process: angiogenesis; sphingosine-1-phosphate receptor signaling pathway. Bases 2112 to 3458 code for a protein of 448 amino acids. The record is from RefSeq and is a predicted model, not a curated record. Gene Ontology annotation, molecular function: oxidoreductase activity; sphingosine-1-phosphate receptor activity. Gene Ontology annotation, cellular component: membrane. The transcript has 9 exons. NCBI's taxonomy places the organism in Eukaryota, Metazoa, Chordata, Aves, Psittaciformes, Psittacidae.
AUGGCCGCGGCGGAAAGGACAGAGGGGAGUUGCCCCGUGCUGCCGCUCGCCAGCGGCCGCAGCAUCCCGGUGCUGGGGCUCGGUACUUCCCAUCGAGGUGGCUAUUCCCAUGAUGCUGUGGUCUAUGCGAUACAAAACUGUGGCAUUCGUCACAUUGACACAGCAAAAAGAUACGGCUGUGAGUCUCUGCUCCAAAAGGCCAUCAAAGAGAGUGGUGUGAAACGAGAGGACCUCUGGCUAACUACGAAACUGUGGCAUAGUGAUUAUGGCUAUGAAAACACAAAAAAAGCAUGCUUGGAGUCAUGUGAAAGACUUGGUGUUGAAUACCUUGGUUUGUGUAGAUCAAUUGGUGUAAGCAACUUUCUUAUCAGUCAUCUUGAGCAACUAAAGGAAGACUGUGUGAUUACUCCACAUGUUAAUCAGGUUGAAUACCACCCUUUCCAAAGGCCUCAAGAGCUGGUCGAUUAUUGUAGGAGCAGAGAUAUUGUUUUUGAAGGCUACUGUCCUUUAGCCAAAGGUGAAGCACUUACUUAUCCCAGUAUCAUUCAGCUGGCAAAGAAAUAUGGCAGAACUCCAGCACAGAUUUGCAUACGUUGGAGUAUACAGAAUGGGAUUGUCACUAUUCCAAAGUCCACGAAAGCAGAAAGGAUAGAGGAAAACUGCAAGGUAUUUGAUUUUGCAAUAGCAGAAGACGAUGUUGAAGUUCUCAAUGGAAUGCAUGAUGGGAGACAUGUUUCCUGGGACCCAAGCCUUGUUGUGCAAUUCCAGAGCCGAGUUCUUAAAGGACCUGCAUACACGUUGGAUUUCUGUGGUGUAUUUCACAGAAAGACGAGCUUCCUCAACACGAGCUGUGGCCAGUGGGGAGCCCUUGUAAGCAGGCUGGAACCUGCGCAGCCACGCCACAUGCUAACCUGUCAUCUCUGAGGUUUUGGACAGCCUUCAGUGCAAAUCCAGCUGAUGGGACUUCGUUUCCCUGACAAGGAUGAAGCUGCAUUUCAGUUCUCUGCUGAGAUGUCAAGAGGGCUACAAAUGUGUGUGGUCAGCUAAUUUUAAUGAUGCUUGUUGUGAUACAAACACCCAAGUUUUCGGAGUGGGACUGAUAUUGCCCAGGUAUUUUACACAGCCUCUAACAAAUAAUUAGUUAUAUGUCCCAUGUCUGAGUUGGAGCCCUCACAGUUGGUUAACCAAUAACCUAAACAUGAAAGCCUGUACAUCUGACUACUGAAACCCUGAGUCACUCUAUCCCUUUUAAUUAAAGCAUGUUCCUUUAAUGUGUUCCUCUUGCUUGAAAUGGUGAGAAUUAUUUCCUAGAGGAAAAUGCCUCAUGAAUGCACCUCUAGUUAGUAUUUUCUAUCAAUUAGCUAAAUAAGGGGGGAAGCUUGAACUAUCUAGGGUACAUCAGGCAGUUGCAGGGGAUGCAUAUGUCAACCUCAAGCAUGAUUUAUCUUACAUGCCUCUUCUGACAGUUGUAGUUUAACGGCUGUGUUUUCCUCCAGGCUCUCAGGAGGCUGAACAUCUUUUCAAGUUUCUAGCUUUGUGGUGGCAGGGUAAAUGUCUGUUUGCCAGUGUCAUUUAUCUGAGUCAUUCCGGGAGAGGCGUGGAGCAAUUGAAGCGUGACUAUUAGCAUAAAUAAAGAGAGGGACACCCUUCCUGAGGGUAAAGUUACUCUCACCGUCAAAGCCAACAACUGCUACUGCUCAUGGUGCGAUGCGACGUGAACUAAAAGACCUCAUACAGUGAGCUCUGCUCUAUUGUGACAUUGUUUUGCAUUGCAAUUUGAAGUGGAGUUAAAGAGAACAGAGCAAGGAAGGAAGAGGAGAAAUCGUGCAGUAAGCACAACAGAUUGCCACUGGAAUUAGCAUUUCAUGUACACUGAGGGGGAGUUUCUUCCAAAAGUUUGGAGAAGAAAUUACAAACCCUAAACUCACUUCUUCGUCUCUGUGGUAACAGUGCUAAGUAGCUGUCAUUGCCAAUUUUGGCUUGAAAAACAACUUUAAAACUUUUCUUUGCAUUUUCAAACACGUGAGUUUCUUACAGCACCCUGGGAACUGUGGAAGAUGCGUUUUGCACAUGGAAACACCAACCCGUGGUGAUAUUUGACGGUGUCAGUCAUGGGGCGAGCCCCUGCCCUAUGCCCCCCUCCCCCGGUACCCCCGGCCUCCUGCAGGCUGCAGGGAGCCGCGGGCGAACGCGCACCUCUGCCCGGUCCCAGCCUGAAUGGUGCGGAUGGGGAGGAGCCUCUUCCAGGGCUGCUGGUUCUGAGGCCGUGCGGCAGUUGCGGGGCCAGCUGCGGGGCCAGGAUCGCGCUCGGCAUCACCAUGAGCUCUGGCACCACCGCGCCGCUGAAGGUCGUCAGCAACCUCGCCAACACCGAUGUCAACUAUGUCAUCAAAGAGCACUAUAAUUACACAGGAAAGCUAAAUGAGAAUGCGGACAGUGGAAUAAAAGUGACAUCGGUGGUUUUUAUCAUCAUUUGCUGCUUUAUAAUCUUGGAGAACAUUUUUGUCCUGCUCACCAUCUGGAAAACCAAGAAGUUUCACAGACCCAUGUACUAUUUCAUUGGGAAUUUGGCUCUUUCAGACUUGCUGGCUGGUGUGGCCUACACUGCCAACCUCCUGCUAUCUGGACACAAAACCUAUAGCCUCACCCCCUCCCAGUGGUUUGUAAGGGAAGGCAGCAUGUUUGUUGCCUUGUCAGCUUCUGUGUUCAGCUUGUUGGCCAUUGCCAUUGAGAGAUACAUCACUAUGCUGAAGAUGAAACUCCACAAUGGUAGCAACAGCUUCCGCUCCUUCUUGCUGAUCAGUGCUUGCUGGGUUAUCUCUGUGAUCCUCGGGGGACUCCCGAUCAUGGGCUGGAACUGCAUCAACCUCCUGUCCAACUGCUCCACUGUGCUGCCUCUCUACCACAAGCACUAUAUUCUCUUUUGCACCACCGUUUUCACCGGCCUUUUGUUAUCUAUUGUCGUCCUCUAUUGCAGGAUCUACUCCAUGGUGAGGACUAGGAGCCGCAGGCUGACGUUUCGGAAAAACAUUACCAAAGCUUCCAGGAGCUCAGAGAAGUCACUGGCCUUGCUCAAGACAGUGAUCAUAGUCCUGAGUGCCUUCAUCGUCUGCUGGGCUCCCUUGUUCAUCCUGCUUUUACUGGACGUGGGGUGUAAAGUGAAGUCCUGCCCGAUCCUCUACAAAGCAGAGUAUUUCCUAGUACUGGCUGUGCUCAAUUCAGCCACGAACCCUAUCAUCUACACCUUGACAAACAAAGAGAUGCGGAGGGCUUUCAUCAAGAUUCUGUGCUGCUGCAAAUGUCCCCCAGCAGAUUCUGGGACCAAAUUCAAGAGGCCCAUCAUUGGAGGGAUGGAGUUCAGUCGGAGUAAGUCCGACAACUCCUCCCACCCACAGAAGGAGGAAGGGGACCGUCCUGAAACCAUCAUGUCUUCAGGCAAUGUUACCUCAUCUUCUUAGGAGUAACUAUGGGGGUGUAUUUCAGAGCUGUUCUCUGCGAUGGGGGAGCCGAGAGGCUUCCUGCUCAUGCUGGCAGCGUUGGGCUAAGUGAGCGAGUAGCAUUAGUUCUAGCGAGGCAAACAGUGCACUUGCAAGGCUGGAGGUCAAGAAAUGGGACAGACUGUUCUGGCUUGAAAAUCUUUUUUCCCUGGAGCAUGUUUUGUCUUUGCACUGAGGCAGCUCAGGAUUGUCAGGAGCAUUUGUAGCCUGAAAUCUCCUUAGUAACUCUGAAAGACUGAUGCCUUGGUGAAAUGAUGCCUGGUGUGUGUGAGAGAAAAGGAGAGGGGGAGGAGGGAGAGGGAGAAUGAAUCUGUCUUGGUUUUUUUCUCCAUGUGAGAAGAAUGUGAAGUUAUUUCUCCUUUACUUGCAGCAAGCCACUGACACAAAGGUCUUUCUGUGCUGAAUCUAGUGGUGGCUCUGGCAUAGUCGGUCAGAAGUGUUUGAUUAGCACAUAACAAGAAACGAGAGCACACAAAUAUAACUUAUGCCACGUACAGCUGUAAUUUGGCAUCAGUUUCCAGAGGUUUUAGUUCAUAAGGUGUUAUUUGCAGAGUCCAGAGCUGUUGGGGUUUUAUUUAGCCAGAUCAUACCUGUGAAUUUUUGCUGUCAGGCCAUAUUACAUUUGAAGACCAGGAGCCAGCAGUUACUUUCACCUGUACAAUUCCAUUGACUGCAUCAGAUUCUAUGGAGUAGCUCAGAGCAGCAUUUGGCCCCAUAUGUUGACUGCCUUGUUAUUCUGUAGCAUUAAAUAAACUGCAUUAUCCUGACAAAUGCAAGGUAGAACUAAAGGUCAUUUCUCUUUAAGAUGACUGAAAAUAAAUCUAAUAGUAGAAGAUACAAUUGACAACAGCAGGAUUUUUGCCUGAGUAAGAAGAGUUAAAAGCUGAAGGGGUGUUUCAGUGUCAAGUUCAUAUUCUUUCCAAAGGAAAAGAUCUGGAAAGAGUACCUUGGCUUUCAGAAGAAUAAAAGCAAUGUUGAAGUGAAAUGACUAUAGAUAAAUGCACUUCCAUAACAAAAUGCAAUACAUUUUGGCACAUUUUAUUAAUGUUUAUCAUUUCAGCAAAGGUGUCUGUAUUUUGUCAGUUCAUGGAAGAAGUACCUGUCAUUAAAUUGAAUGUAUUUGUUUUACGGCAUCGUUUUUACUUCUCUGUUUUUCUAACCUGUGCUAAUGGGGUUGAAUGUGUACAAUGUAAAUAAGUUAAUAAGAUGCAGGAGUCUUCAUGCGCCUAGAGUAUUACUAUAACAAAAGUGGUAUAUCUGGGAUAGCUGAGAGCAAGCGACUGAUUUACAGUUACUGGCAGUUCCUAGAAGUGGUAUUUUGUAAAGAAAAAUAUAUUGCCUUUGUAGUAAAAUUUCCAGUGCAAUUAAACUGUUGGGUUUUUAUUUUUCUGGUUUAAAAAAAAAAUAGUAUUUAAAAUGUUUCUGACUUUUAUUGUUCAAUUUGCACAUAGCUUUAUUGACUUCUAAACAUUAAUAAACUGAUUUUUGUAAAGA